GGGCUAGAACGGCUUCCGGGGCGCGCGCCUCCCCUCGACCCCCUAUUUUGCGGCGCGCGCCCUGCUGUUGGUUGCUCGAGCUGCCCGGAGUGUGCGCCGGACGCCCCUUCCGAGCGGAGGGCCGGCGGCCGGGCGGACGACCGGCUGAGUGUGGAGGGUAGAGGGUUGGGCCCUUGCCCUCGUGACGUCCGGGGCAGCGGUGGCCUAGGUCUGCGGAGAAACGUAGCGGCUUUGCGGUCUGGCUUGCGGCUCCGCUCCUCCGUGAGGCGGACAGGAUUGCUCGUACUAACUGAAGAAUGCUGUUACUUAAGCGAGGCCCAUGUACUGGAAUGUUAGAAGUCUUAAGAACUCAGGACAAGCAGCAGACAUACAUGCAACAUGGUGACUGGAACCCUAAGGACUCUGCAAUAUGAAUAAUUCUCUAGAGAACACCAUCUCAUUUGAAGAGUACAUCCGAGUAAAGGCGAGGUCUGUCCCGCAACACAGGAUGAAGGAAUUUCUGGACUCACUGGCUUCUAAGGGACCAGAAGCUCUUCAGGAGUUCCAGCAGACUGCCACUACCACCAUGGUGUACCAGCAGGGUGGGAACUGCAUUUAUACAGACAGCACAGAAGUGGCUGGGUCUUUGCUUGAACUUGCUUGUCCAGUCACAACCAGUGUUCAACCACAAACUCAGCAAGAACAGCAGAUCCAGGUUCAGCAGCCACAGCAGGUUCAGGUACAGGUGCAGGUACAGCAGUCUCCACAACAGGUCUCAGCUCAGCAACUUUCCCCGCAGUUCACCGUUCACCAGCCUACUGAGCAACCCAUCCAGGUCCAGGUGCAGAUCCAGGGUCAAGCACCACAGUCUGCAGCCCCCUCCAUCCAGACUCCAUCUCUGCAGAGCCCCAGCCCCUCGCAGCUGCAAGCAGCCCAGAUCCAGGUGCAGCACGUGCAGGCAGCCCAGCAGAUCCAGGCUGCAGAAAUCCCAGAGGAGCAUAUCCCACAUCAACAAAUCCAGGCUCAGUUGGUGGCUGGCCAAUCUCUUGCUGGGGGCCAGCAGAUUCAAAUUCAGACUGUGGGUGCUCUUUCCCCACCACCAUCCCAGCAGGGCUCACCCAGGGAAGGGGAACGGAGGGUUGGCACAGCCAGUGUCCUUCAGCCGGUGAAGAAACGCAAAGUGGACAUGCCCAUCACCGUGUCCUACGCCAUCUCAGGGCAGCCAGUGGCCACCGUGCUGGCCAUUCCACAAGGCCAGCAACAGAGUUAUGUGUCUUUGAGGCCAGACUUACUGACAGUAGACAGUGCCCACCUGUACAGUGCCACUGGGACCAUAACUAGCCCUACAGGAGAAACUUGGACCAUCCCUGUUUAUUCUGCCCAGCCCCGGGGGGACCCUCAGCAGCAGAGCAUUACCCACAUUGCCAUUCCCCAGGAAGCCUACAACGCGGUUCAUGUCAGUGGCUCACCCACGGCCCUGGCAGCUGUAAAGCUGGAGGAUGACAAGGAGAAGAUGGUGGGCACCACAUCUGUAGUGAAAAACUCCCAUGAAGAGGUAGUGCAGACCCUUGCAAACUCUCUCUUUCCAGCACAGUUCAUGAAUGGCAACAUCCACAUUCCAGUGGCUGUGCAGGCUGUAGCAGGCACAUACCAGAAUACGGCUCAGACUGUACAUAUAUGGGACCCACAGCAGCAGCCACAACAGCAAACUGCACAAGAACAGACACCACCACCACAGCAGCAGCAGCAGCAGCUGCAGGUCACUUGUUCAGCACAGACUGUUCAGGUUGCUGAAGUUGAGCCACAGUCACAACCACAGCCUUCACCAGAGCUUUUGCUUCCAAAUUCUUUGAAGCCAGAAGAAGGGCUUGAAGUAUGGAAAAACUGGGCUCAGACCAAGAAUGCUGAACUAGAAAAGGAUGCUCAAAACAGAUUGGCCCCUAUUGGGAGGCGCCAGUUACUACGAUUCCAAGAAGAUCUCAUCUCCUCUGCUGUGGCUGAAUUGAAUUAUGGCCUUUGUUUAAUGACACGAGAAGCUCGGAAUGGAGAAGGGGAACCCUAUGACCCAGAUGUACUCUACUACAUUUUCUUGUGUAUACAGAAGUAUCUUUUUGAAAAUGGAAGAGUAGAUGACAUAUUUUCUGAUCUUUAUUAUGUUCGUUUCACCGAAUGGUUACAUGAAGUUCUGAAGGAUGUACAGCCCCGGGUCACUCCACUUGGCUAUGUUCUGCCCAGCCACGUGACUGAAGAGAUGCUGUGGGAAUGCAAGCAGCUUGGGGCACAUUCCCCUUCCACACUGCUGACCACCCUCAUGUUCUUUAACACCAAGUACUUCCUGUUGAAGACAGUAGAUCAGCACAUGAAGCUGGCUUUCUCCAAGGUCCUCCGACAGACAAAGAAGAGCCCCUCAAAUCCUAAGGAUAAAAGCACGAGUAUCCGCUACCUGAAGGCCCUUGGAAUACAUCAGACUGGCCAGAAAGUUACAGAUGACAUGUAUGCAGAACAGACCGAAAAUCCAGAGAACCCAUUAAGGUGUCCCAUCAAGCUCUACGAUUUCUACCUCUUCAAAUGCCCCCAGAGUGUGAAAGGCCGAAAUGACACCUUUUACCUGACACCUGAGCCAGUUGUAGCUCCCAACAGCCCAAUCUGGUACUCAGUCCAGCCUAUCAGCAGAGAACAGAUGGGACAGAUGCUGACCCGGAUCCUGGUUAUACGAGAAAUUCAAGAAGCCAUUGCCGUGGCCAACGCAACCACCAUGCACUGAGGUGCCUCAGCCACAGGAAAAAUCCAGGAAAAACCAGACAGACUUUUACACUAAAGGAGAGGCCUCCAUUUUUUCCUUUUCUUUUUUCUUUUUUUUUUUCCUUUUUUUUUUUUUUUAAUUUGUAGUCACCAUACUUUUCAGGCUACUUCUGUUAAAAAUGUAAAAGACAAUGUUGCCCUCUUUGCAUCUUCAUAAACUGGGACAGACCCCUGGUUCAUGGGGAUCUGGGUUUUCUGAGAACCUAGGAAGUGGUUGGCUUUUUCCUUUCUCUUUUUUUCUUUUGUCUGGGGCAUGGGGAAAGGGACUUGGACUGUAUGAAGAAAUAUAGGCCCUUCCCUUCCUCAAGGAAGAUGGAGCUGCUGAUGAAUCAACCCUCCUGGAAAUCUCCAGCCGACUCUCUCUCUGGACCUGCAAACUUUACUGACCACUCAGAGCCACAAUUUUUUUUUUUUAAUGCUCCAACAUAAACUUAGCAUCUUGAUGGAAGAAAAAUGAGGGGAACUUUAAUUAUGAUUUUUAUUAAAGACAAUUUCUAUUACACCCUUCUUUAUGACAAGUGACAUAGAUGUUAAAGUAAAAACUUUACCAUGCUUUUUUUUUUUUUUUUUUUUUUUUGGCCUAACAUUGAGGCCUUAAAACUGAGGCUCCUGUGCCUGAUGGAAUUCUUGUAACAUACACUUGUGUAUCAUAUAAAGAUACCACUCUUUCUCUUAUGUAUUCUUAUUCUAGUUGUUUAUUAAGAAUGACAAGCACGUCUUUUCAACAA
This is a messenger RNA of Arvicanthis niloticus (Nile rat), 3509 nucleotides long. It is a transcript of the gene Qrich1, whose product is annotated as glutamine rich 1. NCBI's taxonomy places the organism in Eukaryota, Metazoa, Chordata, Mammalia, Rodentia, Muridae. The record is from RefSeq and is a predicted model, not a curated record.